Messenger RNA from Cucurbitaria berberidis CBS 394.84, 849 nucleotides. Its product is annotated as cytochrome c and c1 heme-lyase. The coding region runs from base 1 to 849 and encodes 282 amino acids. Gene Ontology annotation, molecular function: holocytochrome-c synthase activity. Lineage: Eukaryota; Fungi; Ascomycota; Dothideomycetes; Pleosporales; Cucurbitariaceae. The record is from RefSeq and is a predicted model, not a curated record. Gene Ontology annotation, biological process: cytochrome c-heme linkage. The transcript has a single exon. Gene Ontology annotation, cellular component: mitochondrion.
AUGUCCUCGAGCGACGACCCCGCUGCUGCAUGCCCGGUGGACCACAAGACCCGCGAAGCAUGGCUCGCCCAAGCCCGCGCGCAGAACCCAGAUGCGCCUCCGAAUCCACAUAGCAGUACAUCAACACCACCAGCCUCAUCACAACCGCAAACGCAAACACAAGCUCAAUCCCAAGCCCCCGUACAAGCAUCAUGCGACUCGUCCGCCCUCGACCAGAACACCAAAACCCCGACCCCAACAGCAACAGGCCUCCUCUCCCACCUACGCCUCGGCACCGACCGCGAAGUCAGCACAAUACCACGCGCCCUGCCCUCACUCCCCGCCCAACAACAACCCCAAGACCCCUCGGCUGCCCCCGCGCGCGCCGCAAACAACGAAAUAGACACGGGCUCGGACAAGAAAACAGGGAACUGGAUCUACCCCUCCGAACGCAUGUUCUUCGAAGCCAUGCGCCGCAAGUCCUACGACCCCUCGGAAGCAGACAUGAAGACUAUCGUGCCGAUUCACAACGCCGUCAACGAGCGCGCCUGGUACGAAAUCAAGCAGUGGGAAGCAGGACGCGGGGCAGACGCAUGUGGUGGACCGCGAUUAUCCUCGUUUAGCGGGUUGAGCACGAGUUUAACGCCGCGGGCACGAUGGAAGUCGUUCUUGGGGUACCAGAAGCCGUUUGAUCGGCAUGAUUGGGUCGUGGACCGGUGUGGGACGGAAGUCGAAUAUGUGAUUGAUUUUUACGCGGGAAAGGAUGAGGGGAAGAGUGCGAAGGGGUUGAACUUUUAUUUGGACGUCAGGCCCAAGUUGAAUAGCUUUGAGGGGGUCAAGAUGCGGGUAGCGAAGUACUGGGGGCUUUAA